Messenger RNA from Zootoca vivipara (common lizard), 2808 nucleotides. RefSeq names its product calpain small subunit 1 (gene CAPNS1). NCBI's taxonomy places the organism in Eukaryota, Metazoa, Chordata, Lepidosauria, Squamata, Lacertidae. Gene Ontology annotation, cellular component: calpain complex. The record is from RefSeq and is a predicted model, not a curated record. Gene Ontology annotation, molecular function: calcium ion binding.
CGGGUGGCUCCGCAGCGGUGACUCGCUCGGGCGUGGUAGAUCCCGCAGCGGACCCGCCGGAGAUCCGCCUGCACCAGAAGCGACCCCGCAGCAGCCUCGGCCACAAGAAAACACUUCUGAAAAUGUUCCUUGUCAAAAACUUCCUUGGCGGAGGCGGAGGAGGAGGCAACAUCAAGAUCGGGGGAGCGAACAUCAACAUUGGCAAUGUCAUCGGAGGGUUUUUAGGUGGUGGAGGGGGAAGUGGAGGCGGAGGAGGUGGUGGAGGAGGCGGUGGAGGCGGAGCCAUGGGAAUCCUGGGAGGAGUCAUCAGCGCCAUCAGUGAAGCAGCCGCUCAGUACAACCCAGAGCCUCCGCCUCCUCGCAGCCACUUUUCCAACAUCGAAGCCAAUGAGAGCGAAGAACAACGGCAGUUCCGGAAGCUCUUUGUGCAGCUGGCAGGAGAUGACAUGGAAGUCAGCGCCACAGAGCUCAUGAACAUCCUUAACAAAGUGGUGACCCGGCAUCCAGACUUGAAGACGGACGGCUUUGGGAUUGACACUUGUCGUAGCAUGGUGGCGGUCAUGGAUAGCGACACAACCGGAAAACUGGGCUUUGAGGAAUUCAAGUACCUCUGGAACAACAUCAAGAAGUGGCAGUGUAUCUACAAGCAAUUUGAUACAGAUCGAUCUGGGACCAUUGGCAGCAGUGAACUCCCAGGAGCCUUUGAGGCAGCAGGCUUCCGGCUCAACGAGCAGCUGUACAGCAUGAUCGUGCGCAGAUACUCGGAUGAGAACGGGAACAUGGACUUCGACAACUUCAUCAGCUGUUUGGUGCGCCUGGACGCCAUGUUUCGUGCCUUCAAAUCUCUGGACAGGGAUGGGAGCGGGCAAAUUCGUGUGAGCUUGAAGGAGUGGCUGCAGCUCACCAUGUAUUCGUAAGGCCAGCCCGCCUGUGGGAUCGUGCCCCCCCUUGACAUCACCGAGCCUAUUCUGGACUGUUUUUAGAAGUUCCAUGCUACAUCUGCCUAGCAGUCCUCCCUGCGAUGUGGGACAGUCUAUAAUAAAUCCCUUUCUUUUCUUUUUUUCCAUUUCUCUUCCACUCCCUUUGCUAAAGCAAGAAAACAGGGGGCCCCUUUACGAUGUUUGUUUUAUUUUGCAUUUUUAAUCUCCAUUAGCAAAGCAACGGCUAAUACAGAUUUAACGUUAAGCGCUCCAAUUUGUUUACUAACAGUGGAUGGGUGUCUUUUUAAAAGAAGCCUCCAGUUUGCCGUGGUAUUUGCUUUCCUUUUCCCAGGCUGGCUCGGUUUAUCGCGGUGCCCGUGCAGAUUCUAUAAUUCACUAUAGUUUCAUGAUGGAACAACGGCCUUCAUUUUGGGAACCGGGGAGCCGAGGGGGCCUGCAUAUGGAAUUCUUACCCCUAGCAAAGCCACAGCUCGCCUUGGGGGACUUGUGUCUGGGUGUGGGGGGCAAGAUCACAACUGUGGUUGCAUGUGAGAAUUCUGCAUUGCGGCUGGUGUUCGCCCCCACUAAUCCUUGAGAAUGAUGCAACUGUAAAGAUGGAAGGGACCCCAGGUGUCAUCUUACAAUGCAGGGAUAAAAAAUCCAGCAUUUCCUGCUGACUGCCAUUUUAACUCCGUUUGUUAUGGGCAAGUUAGGCCAGGAGUGUUGCGAUGGGAGUCAGAUUAGACUGACGUGAAGGCAACAACAACACGCACCUCACAAAUGAAGGAAAUCCCCCUCCCCAUUUAUAAACCGGGGAGUGAGCCCCCAUAGCACUUUGCAUGGAUGCAAUUUUAAAAGCAAUAGGUCAGUAAUAGCGGAAGUCUACUCAAAACUAUUUAAGGAACGCCAGUUAUAGAGUUUUGCAGUUUAUUAAAAUAAAAUAAAACCAAGAGACAGCUGGUAUGAUUCUGCCCAAGGGCAACUGCGAAAUGUUGGCUUUGUGCAACCACAGCCAAAGUCUUCUUGGCAGUUUAAAAACAAUGUACCCUCCCCCCCCCUUUUUCCUUUUUUGCAAAUCGCAUGGAGGCUAGAGUGCCAUGCAGACUCUCCCCCCCUAAGCUCUAUACUUGCAAUACAUAUGCAAUUUCUAUGCAUGCAUUUUGAAGGAAUAAAAGAGCAGAAAGACAGCUGGUUCUCUCUGUCUAUAUAUAUCGUGACUUGAAUGAUAAGACUGUCGCCAAGUAUUCCUAGAACAGAGUUCCUUGAACAUGUAGCUCUAUCACCCUCUAGCGGCCGUACUUGAUAUUACAGUGGAGUUUCUCCCACUUGGGAAUCUAGAAAACUAACUUGGUGCCUUCCCAUUUUUAAUCUGGAGAGAAUUCCCCCCCCCCCCCAAAAGUAUCUGCCUCUAGUGCUGAAUUUCGGAAUGUGGCUCUUUGAAAUCAAACAGUUCUCAAGUCCAGCUUUUUCAGAUCCCAGGCCUGGAGGGGCCUCCAAAUAAAAAUAUUUUUUUACACCUGCCCACUCCAGCAUCCUGUUUUGAUGUACCCCGCUCAGAAUGGGUGAUCACGUGGAGAGUUUUGUCCUGCACAGGAUUUUUUGUAAUUUGUCUAAAUUUUGAAAAUUCAUGCAGCUGCGGGAAAAGAUCACCCACUGUUUGUCCCACUGGGACCUGGUGAAAAAGCUGUUUCAGCCAGAUGAAGAGAAUGUGUGCCUUUGAUUUUUUAAAAUAUAUAUAUCCAAGAUAGGGAGGGGGAGGGUUGCCUUUCUGUCGGAUUGCAGAGUGAAUCCCUUGCCUCGAAAAUGUGCCAGUUGCUUGUGCCUCUCCCUCUCCCAACACCCACUCUGUUUUCUAAACGCAAGAAUAAAAGGUGUGUAAUGAGAACAA